Penicillium atrosanguineum is the source of this 1236-nucleotide messenger RNA. Its product is annotated as TauD/TfdA dioxygenase family protein. NCBI's taxonomy places the organism in Eukaryota, Fungi, Ascomycota, Eurotiomycetes, Eurotiales, Aspergillaceae. The transcript has 4 exons. Gene Ontology annotation, molecular function: oxidoreductase activity. Bases 1 to 1236 code for a protein of 411 amino acids. The record is from RefSeq and is a predicted model, not a curated record.
AUGCCUGAACCCACAAGUUUGAUAUUCGAUCUCCUCCCAGAGGAGAUCAGACAAAGCUCGGCCAUCGGCGCUGAAGUCCACCUCCCUCCAGGAAUGGCCCUCCUGGAGUUGGAUAAAUUGACCGAGAAAGACAAGGAGACUCUCCGACAAGCACUUUUCGAUAAUCAAGUCAUCGUCAUCCGGAAGCAAAAAGGCAUUGACGCGACUGUCCUACCGAACCUUGCGAAAAUCUUCGACCCAAGUGCGUCCGACAUUCACUCUGCGGGCGAGAAGGCUGUGAGCGACCCAAAGAAUAUUCUCUCAGCGUACAAGGCUGGCCGACACCCCAAAGCCCCACAGGUUGGAAUCAUUGGUUCGGGCAAAUUUCAAGAUUAUGAAGGCUUGAAGGAGAUUGAAGUUGUUCACCUGGAUCACACGCUGUUCCACGAGGCCCCUCUCUCUCAAGACGAUCUCGACAAUGGAUAUACCCGUCCGUACCGAUGGCACAUGGAUACCCCAUUCUACGAGCGUCUACCUGGCGAAGUCACCAUCCUGCACUCUAUCCGCAUUCCUAACAUGCCUGAUCAGAAGAUCAAGUUCCCUGGUGGGAAGGAGAAGCAAAUUGCCGCCGGAGCUACAGCCUGCAAGUCAAAGAUACGAUCCCUUUUUUCUGGCGCUCGUGCUUUCGCUCUUUUGACCCCCGAGGAGCAGGAAUUUGCUUUUAACACCACUGUCACUUACGCGCCUCAGGCGUACGAGUAUAUCAGACAGUGCAAAGCUUCCGAGGAUGGCCUUACUAUACCCUCUAUGGGCCGUGAAGUCUCCACUGAGCAGAUGUCGGAAUGGAGCUGGGAUAAAGUGGCUGAACACCCUAUGGUCUGGAGAAACCCUAUGAACCCAGAUAGACCUUUCCUCCAAGUGCACGGCUGCUGCGUCUAUAAACUCACCACCAGGGACCCAGCCACUGGAGAGGUAACAAUAAUGGACGACGUUGAGCAGGUCCGAAAUGUGGUCUACAGCAUGCAACGCAAGAUCUACGCAGCUGAGAAUAUCUACGCGCAUCGUUGGGAGGAAGGCGACUUGGUCAUCUUCCAUAACCGUGGUGUUAUGCACAGCAUCACUGGUCAGUUAGUCAAGUACAAGGACGAUCAGGAUAAGCGAAGAAUGUUGUGGCAGUGCACAAUGACGAGCACAAGUGCUCCGAAGCCGUUCCGGGAAUAUGGGGGUGUCAAUGAUACUGGCUACGUGAAGACCUAA